UUCUCAAGUUUCAACCCCAAUUCACCCCCAAAUUCCUAGACAAUCCUGCAAUUCUCAUUGGAAUUGGUCAAGAAGCAACCCUUACUUAAAGAACACAUUCAGAAAUGAAGCUGAUUAUUAGAACAGCGCAGCAGCAGCAUAGGCUGCUAAAAAACAAUCCUGCAAUUCUCAUUGGAAUUUGUCAAGAAGCAACCCUUACUUAAAGAACACAUGCAGAAAUGAAGUUGAUUAUUAGAAGAGCGCAGCAGCAGCAUAGGCUGCUAAAAAACCCUAGCGUAUAAGUUGACGUAGAAAAACACAAAAAAUAAAAAAAAUUAUUUUUUCUCGCCUCAGGGGGCAGAUGUUCGAUAGGAUCAAUCAAUUGGUUGAUUGGUUCAAGGCCUACUAUAGAGAUCCUAUACCUGGGGUCAAACAUCUGCCAAACAAGAUGCAGCAACCUCCACCAGCACCAUCAUACCCUGAAAUAUCUAAUUCACGAUCUCAUAUCCACCCGCCAUACAUUCCGACUGCCGGAACGAUAACCCCAUAUUCUCAAGUCUCAACUCCAAUUUACCCCCAAAUUCCCAGACAAUCCUGCAAUUCUCAUUGGAAUUGGUCAAGAAGCAACCCUUACUCAAAGGACACAUGCAGAAAUGAAGCUGAUUAUUAGAGGAGCGCAGCAGCAGCAUGGGCUGCUAAAAAACCCUAGCGUAUAAGUUGACGUAGAAAAACACAAAAAAAUAAAAAAAAUAAUUUUUUCUCGCCUCAUUUUUAUGAAUUUUUCAUUUUUAUUCA
Molecule: messenger RNA, 774 nt
Organism: Harmonia axyridis
Lineage: Eukaryota; Metazoa; Arthropoda; Insecta; Coleoptera; Coccinellidae
Exons: 2
Coding region: 341-649 (102 amino acids)
Source: RefSeq, a predicted model, not a curated record